AUGGACACCCAUGGUGACCAAAAACUCGAAGACUCUCUUUUAGGUUGGUUAGGUAGUGGGGUAGGAAGUGGCCUUGGCUUUGGUAGCGGUAGUGGCUUUAGUGGUAGCAACAGUGGCUUUGGUGGUCAAGGAGGGGGAACUGGCAUUGGCUUUGGUAGUGGUAGCAACCCUAGUAGCCAAGGUAGAGGAACUGGCAUUGGCUUUGGUAGUGGUGGUAACUCUGAUAGUCAAGGGCAAGGAUUUGGCAUUGGCAUUAGUAAGGGUGGUGGCUCCAGUGAUCAGGGUGUGGGAACUAGCACUAGUUUUGGCAGGGAUGGAGGCUCUAGCAGUGAAGAGCAAGGAUCUCGCAAUGGUUUUGGUAAUGAUGAUGGCUCCGACGGUCAAAGUGUAGGAACUAGCAUUGACUUGGGCAAUGGUGGCAGUUCUAAUGGUCAAGAGCAAGGAUCUAGCAUUGGUCUUAGUAAUGGCAAUGGCUCUAGUGGUCAAGGGGUAGGAACUAACAUUGGCUUUGGCAAAGGUGGUGGUUCUAGUGGUCAAGAGCAGGUAUCUGGUAUUGGCUUUGGUAGUGGCUCUAGUAAUCAAGGUGUUAGAAGCAGCAUUGGCUCCGAUAGUCAAGGAGUAGGAACUGGCAUUGGCUUUGGCGAUGGUGGUGGUUCUAGUGGUCAAGAGCAAGGAUCUAGUAUUGGUUUUGGUAAUGGUGGUGGUGGCGGUGGCAGUGGCUCCAAUGGUCAAGGGGUAGGAACUGGCAUUGGCUUUGGCAAUAGUGGUGGUUCUAGUAGACAAGAGCAAGGAUUUGGUAUUGGCUUUGGUAGUGGUAGUGGCUUCAGUGGUCAAGGAGUGGGAACUGGUAUUGGUUUUGGUAGUGGUGGAGGCUCUAGUGGUCAAGAGCAAGGAUCUGGCAUUGGUUUUGGUAAUGGAGGAAGUUUCGGUGGUCAUGGGGUAGGAACUGGCAUUGGCUUUGGCAGUGGUGGUGGCUCUAGUGGUCAAGGCUUUGGUAGUGGUGGUGGCUUUGGUGGUCAAGGGGUAGGAACUGGCGUUGACACUGGUAAAUGUGGUAUUACUAGUGGUCAAGGGGUGGGAAUUGGCAUUGGUAGUGAUGGUGACUUUGGUGGUCAGGGAGUGGGAACUGGCAUUGGUAUUAGUAGUGGUGGCAACUUUGGUGGUGGGGGUGGUGGAUAUGGGAACGGACGUGGUAUUGGGUAUGCUCCAGGAGGAGGUGUUGGAGUUGGAUUUGGGCAUGGAGGUGGUGGCACAUUUGGACCAGGAUUUGGUGAUGGAUCUAGUUAUGGCACAAGUGGUGGGAUGGGAUACGGGUCAGGUUAUGGAAGCGGUGGUGGGUUUGGCUCGGGUAGUGGAUAUGGGGUUGGAUUCGGUGGUGUAGGCGCUAAUCACCCAAAAUAUAGUAGCGUCAUCCAAGGAGGAGACUAA
This is a messenger RNA of Quercus robur (English oak), 1428 nucleotides long. Its product is annotated as glycine-rich cell wall structural protein 1-like. The record is from RefSeq and is a predicted model, not a curated record. Bases 1 to 1428 code for a protein of 475 amino acids. The transcript has a single exon. NCBI's taxonomy places the organism in Eukaryota, Viridiplantae, Streptophyta, Magnoliopsida, Fagales, Fagaceae.